Messenger RNA from Onychostruthus taczanowskii (white-rumped snowfinch), 1326 nucleotides. RefSeq names its product regulator of G protein signaling 1 (gene RGS1). The record is from RefSeq and is a predicted model, not a curated record. The transcript is spliced from 5 exons. Lineage: Eukaryota; Metazoa; Chordata; Aves; Passeriformes; Passeridae. The coding region runs from base 46 to 645 and encodes 199 amino acids.
GGAGUAUCAUCAUGGCCAGGGGCGCUUCACUUUAAGCCAAGGAAAAUGCCUGGAUUCUUUUUCUCCCACAACAACAUGACUGAAUUAAAUGGAAAAGAAGAUUGCAAGCUUGCAAAAGGCAAAGUCCAUAAAAAGAAGCAAAAGGCUUUUGGUGCAGAUUUCAAAAGUUAUUUGAAGUGCAUGGUGCCACAUAUUGAAUCUGGGAUCAAGACUUCCAGCUCUAGAAAUGUCAUGCUUUCUGCAGAGGAAGUUAUUCAGUGGUCACAAUCUUUGGAAAAGCUCUUGGCCAGCCAAAGUGGUCAAGGCGUCUUUCGGGAGUUCCUGAAGUCAGAGUUCAGCGAGGAAAACAUUGAGUUCUGGCUGGCUUGUGAGGAUUACAAGAAAACCAAAUCUGAUCACUUACAUGGCAAAGCAGAGAGGAUUUAUGAGGAGUUUGUUCAGUCAGAUGCCAUUAAGCAGAUCAAUAUUGACUAUCAGAUGAGGGAAGCAACAGCCAAAAAGGCUCAAGACCCAACUCACACAAGUUUUGAUGAAGCCCAGAAAACAGUGUACAUACUUAUGGAAAGAGAUUCGUAUCCAAGAUUUUUAAAAUCCAAAUCCUACCUGAACCUUUUGAACCAGCUGGAAACCAACACUUCAAAGUAAAGUGUCUGAGGCACGAAGAGCCAAGUAGACUCUGUCAAAUAUCCUGUGAAGAGAUCCUCCACAGUGGUUGGAUCUUGCCAAGGAAAAUCCCUGUCUUGGGAGGAGGGGUAUGAGGGAGAUAUGAACAGCUUCACAGGCAACAGGAUGCAGGAUAAAAGCUGGUGAGGCUGUCACAAGGGUGAGAACAGCACAGGGAGAAAAUCCCCUCCUCCCACACGCCACGGAGUCAAGGCAGGAUAUGGAAACCAAGGUUUGGAACUGCACUAUGAACACUGAACCAUGUCUUAGAUCCCAAAGUACUACUGAUUGUUAGGAAGCGCAAGACUUGCGAGCUGAGCAUUGGGAAAAGAUUAUCAAGUGCAGAAGAAAAACCAGGAUGACUGACAAUUUUUGGCAUAACAAGAAAAUGCCAAGACAAUGACAUCUCUUUUUUAAAAAAAUCUGUGAAGUGUUAAUAGGUGUGAGUUCCACAAUGCUGUUGUGCUAUGUAAAUAUAUUCUAAAUUGAUGUGUCUUAAAAUCUAUAUGGUUUAAAUUAUAUAAGAUUUGUAUAAGCUGUAUUUUUAUUAAGUUGGUAUUCAACAGGCAGGUAUGUAGCAUCUUUUCUGCUUAAUUUAUUGAAAAAUAAUAAGUAACUUUUUCAUUAAAAUACAGUUUAAAAUAAAGAUUUAUAGUGUUUUUG